Molecule: messenger RNA, 7083 nt
Organism: Cololabis saira (Pacific saury)
Lineage: Eukaryota; Metazoa; Chordata; Actinopteri; Beloniformes; Belonidae
Gene: cntnap2a
Product: contactin associated protein 2a
Exons: 27
Coding region: 325-4437 (1370 amino acids)
Source: RefSeq, a predicted model, not a curated record
ACCAUCGGACCUCAACUGUUUAUGGCACACAGUCAUUCUCGCGUUUUCUAGUAGGAACUUGGCCGUAUUUUUUUUUUUUUUUCUUAAAUCAGUCGCUGAAUAACUGAGCCGCUGAAUAAUAAGGCAAGAUAGCAGCAGGGAUAAUUGCUUUCCGUUUUCAAGCACAUGUGAGCCGGUUUGACGGCGCGGUCCUUACAUCAUCGAGAGGCAGAAAGAGAGAGAAAGAUAGAGGGAGAGAGGGAGAGAGCGGGAGAGUGAGAUCACUUACAGCAGACUCCUCUCAGUCAGUCCUCCACUGAGAAGCGAGGCUGCCGGUCCUCACAGAUGCGUCUCUCCGCUCCGCGUCUCCUCCACCGAGGUCCCGCACCAGCCCCGAAGAUGCGCCGACUCCGCUCUGCCCAGACGCUCACACUCCUCCUGUCCUCCGUCUUUUUGUGGAUUUUCUGCCAAGUCAACGGUGUGCACGGAGCUCUGCCAACAACCCAGAAAUGUGAUGAGACUCUAGCCUCUCCUCUGCCUCACACGGCCUUCACCAGCUCGUCUGUCUUCUCAAAUGGAUACGCACCUGGAUAUGCCAAGCUCAACAGGAGAGGAGGUGCUGGUGGAUGGUCACCUCUGGACAGCGACCAUUACCAGUGGCUCCAGGUGGACCUCGGCUCCAGAAGGCAGGUUAGCGGCAUAGCAACGCAGGGUCGCUACAGCAGCUCUGACUGGACGACGCGGUACCGUCUCCUCUACAGUGAUAAGGGAAGGAACUGGAAACCAUACCACCAAGAUGGAAAUAUUUGGGCCUUCUCUGGAAACUCCAACUCAGAGAGCGCGGUUCGCCAUGAGCUGCAGCAGGGAAUCGUUGCUCGCUUCCUUCGGCUCAUCCCACUGGCCUGGAGUGAGGAGGGACGGAUUGGUCUCCGCAUAGAAGUCUAUGGAUGCUCCUACUGGGCAGACGUCAUCAACUUUGAUGGACAGGGUGUAAUAUCUUAUCGUUUUAAGGUGAAGAAGAUGAAGAUCAUUAAGGAUGUGAUUGCACUGAGGUUUAAGACUUCAGAAAGUGAGGGUGUGAUCCUCCACGGGGAGGGCCAGCAGGGUGACUACAUCACUCUGGAGCUUCGCAUGGCCAAGUUACUGCUGCAGAUAAACCUGGGCAGUAACCAGUAUGGAUCUAUUAUGGGCCACACCUCUGUGACCACCGGCAGCCUCUUGGAUGACAACCACUGGCACUCAGUGGUGAUCGAACGCUACCGUCGCAAUGUUAACUUCACGUUAGACCGACACACUCAGCACUUCAGGACCAACGGAGAGUUUGACCAUCUUGAUCUGGACUACGAGCUGAGUUUCGGGGGGAUGCCUUACAGUGGGAAGCCAGUAGGUGGUGGGAGGAAAAACUUCAAAGGCUGCAUGGAGAGCAUCAACUACAAUGGAGACAACAUUACAGACCUCGCCCGCAGAAAGAAACUAGACACCUCCAGCUUUCGUAACCUGUCUUUCUCCUGUAUGGAGACCCACACUUUCCCAGUCUUUUUCAACGCCACCAGCUUCCUGCAGCUGCCGGGUCGAGCCAAUCAUAACACGGUAUCAGUGGGCUUCCAGUUUCGUACGUGGAACCCCGAUGGCCUCCUCCUCUUCAGUAACCUUGACGAUGGCACGCUGGAGAUCUCCCUGGAGGACAGCAAGAUUAUUGUUCAUAUCAACGUGACAAAGGCAGCCAAGAACUACAGAGCAGACUUAGCUUCAGGUUCUGGUCUCAAUGAUGGACAGUGGCAUGCAAUACGUUUGGUUGCCAAAGAAAACUUUGCCAUGCUGACAAUAGAUGGGGAGGAAAUGUCUGCUGUGCGUUCCACCUCACCUCUCAGCAUCACCACAGGAGGAACUUAUCACCUGGGAGGGUAUUUUCUGCAGACUCUGUUCCCACCAUCCCAGCGAUCAUUUCAGGGCUGCAUGCAAUCAAUCGUGGUGGAUGACCAACCUGCUGAUUUACAAGCGUUGGAGAAAGGCACUGUGGGAGCCUUUGAGAACGUCAGUCUGGACAUGUGUGCGAUUAUAGACAGGUGUAUGCCUAAUCACUGUGAACAUGGAGGUCGGUGCAAGCAGACGUGGGACAGCUUCAGCUGUACCUGCGAUGGAACGGGAUACAGUGGAGCCACGUGCCACACUUCCAUCUACGAGCCAUCAUGUGAGGCCUAUAAGCAUAUGGGUAGAUCAUCUGACACUUACUGGAUUGAUCCUGAUGGCAGUGGACCACUUGGCCCCUUCAGAGUCAACUGCAACAUGACAGAAGAUAAAGUGUGGACAACAGUUGUGAACAACUUGCCACCCAAGACCAUAAUCACUGGCUCAAGCAGAGAGAGACGAACUGUCCUACAGGUCAACUACAGCGCCUCUAUGGACCAGGUGACGGCCAUCACCACCAGUGCAGAAUACUGUGAACAGCAAAUUGCCUACAGCUGCCGCAUGUCCCGACUGCUCAACACUCCAGGAGAUGGGACCCCCUACACGUGGUGGGUGGGCCGAGGCAGCGAAAAGCACUUCUACUGGGGUGGCUCAGGGCCUGGCAUCCAGAAAUGCGCCUGUGGUAUCGACAGAAAUUGUACUGACCCCAAGUACGACUGCAACUGUGAUGCGGAUGCCAAACAAUGGAGAGAGGAUUCUGGUCUCCUGAUAUAUAAAGAACACCUGCCAGUCAGCCAAGUUGCCGUUGGUGACACAAACAGACCGGGGUCUGAGGCCAAGAUCACUGUUGGACCACUCCGUUGCCAAGGAGAUGAUAACUACUGGAACGCUGCAUCGUUCACCACCCCGUCCUCCUACCUGCACUUCGCCACCUUUCACGGUGAGAUCAGCGCCGACAUCUCCUUCUAUUUCAAGACAAGUGCCCCCUAUGGCGUCUUCCUGGAAAACCUGGGCAACACCGACUUCAUCCGGCUGGAGCUCAAAUCCCCUAAGGUAGUCUCCUUCUCCUUUGACGUUGGCAACGGACCCGUGGAGUUAACGGUGCAUUCAGCUACACCCCUCAAUGACGACCAAUGGCAUCGCGUGAUGGCCGAGCGCAACGUGAAAGAAGCAGUCCUCCAGCUGGAUCAGACUUACCGGGCAUCUCGACUGGCCCCCCCACAGGGACACACGCGGCUAGAGCUGUUCAGCCAGCUCUACGUAGGGAAACCGGCUUCGCUCACCUGCCAAGACAGUGCUGCGGGGGGGCAGAGGGGGUUUCUGGGAUGUAUCAGAGCCCUACGAAUGAACGGCAUCACCCUGGACCUGGAGGAGAGGGCCAAGGUAACUCCUGGGGUCAAGCCUGGUUGCCAGGGCCACUGCACCAGUUUUGGGAUGUACUGCCGGAAUGGAGGAAAGUGCGUAGAAAAGUAUAAUGGCUAUCUAUGCGACUGCUCCGCCACCGCCUACGACGGCCCAUUCUGCACAAGAGAUGUCGGGGGUUUCUUUGAGGCAGGAACACUGGUGAAGUACAACUUCCUGCCUGAAGCACUUGCAGGAGCCAGUAAAGACACAAAAGCCUUAACACAUCAGCUGAUGUCACAUGAAGUGAAUCUAACUAAGGAGGUAGUAGCUUUCAGCUUCAGGACAUUCAGCGCUCCUGCUAUUCUGAUGUAUUUGAGCUCCAAGACGCAGGACUAUCUGGCCGUGGUGUUAAGACAGAAUGGUUCCCUGCAGGUGCGCUAUAGCCUGGGCGGUCUGAAGGAGCCAUUUGUAAUAGAGGUGGAUCAGCGUAACCUUGCCAACGGACAGCCACAUAGCAUUGACAUGACCCGUGAUAACAGAACCAUCACCAUCCAGUUGGAUCAUUAUCCUCCUGUCAGCUAUAACCUCCCAGAUGCUUCAGACACACGGCUCAACCUGGUCAAGACACUUUUCUUGGGCAAAGUCUAUGAAACUGGUCACAUAGACCCGGUCCUCAUCGAGCGUUACAACACCCCCGGAUUCGUCGGCUGUCUGUCACGGGUGCAGUUCAACGGAAUCGCUGCGCUCAAGUCCGCCCUGCGAACGUCUACACGGGCUCAGGCCGCGCCGGCAGCUGCUCAACCCGACAAACAGCCUGCAGCCGCCUCACCUGCGUCUUACCAGGGCAAUCUGGUGGAGUCCAACUGUGGGGCAUCACCUCUCACCAUCCCACCAAUGUCUGCAGCAACGGAUCCCUGGCAUCUGGACAACACAGAUGCAGAGUUCCCCUUCAACGAGGAAAGAGUCAUCCCUGAUGGAGUCAACAGGGACUCGGCCAUCAUCGGAGGUAUCAUCGCGGUGGUGAUCUUCACCAUCUUGUGCACGCUGGUGUUCCUGAUCCGCUACAUGUUCCGUCACAAAGGCACCUACCACACCAACGAGGCCAAAGGCAGCGGGGAGUCUGCCACGGAGUCGGCGGACACGGCCAUCAUCGGCACCGACAACCCAGAGACCAUCGACGAGUCAAAGAAGGAGUGGUUCAUCUAACGACUAAUGAUGGAACUCAGACGCAGAGGAGUUUGUGAGACCAUCAGUUGUUUAAUCAAGAGACCAAACACUGGAGAGAUGGAAGAUUGGCUAUUCAGUAGGACAACAAACUCCCAGAAAAGGCGAGAUGUGGGAAAGAAACACGUGUACAGAGAUAUUUUUUGCUUUGUUUUGUUUGUUUCUUUCUUUUUUUUAUACAUAUAUAUCUAGAGUAUUAGAAAAAGAAGAGAGGGACACUUAUUCGGUGGAGCACAAUUGUAAGAGACUUUAUGUGUACAUACUAACAAGCUUGUCCUUCUUUGUAUUGUGCUUGGGAGUUUUUGGGAGUCCUUUGAAUACUGUAAAUGACAAAUAAUUACUGGGUGGUGUAAUAGCAAAAAUGUAUCGCCAGUCCCUGUUGCAUUUUGAUUUUAUAUUUUAACAAAAAUCUUAUAUCAAAAAUGACCAAAUCAACAUGCCAAACCCUUUUUUUCUUUCUUUCUUUCUUUGCACCAGUCUGUCAACACAUGUUCAUCAUCUGAUACACCACUUCUAUAGUGGUAGCAUAGAGGUGACUAUGGAUGCCAAACAUUUCUUUGUAAAUACAAUAUUUUAUGUUACUUUGUCUUCAAAAGAUUUAUUUAAAGUCUAAACAUCGAUGAGAAACGUCAUAUCUAUAUUACAGUGAUAUAUGUUCAUGAUAUUAUAAAUGUGUGUGUGAAAUACAGAGUUUUAUGUUUAAAUCUCAUGACAUUCGAUUGUAUGAGAUGUUCCUCCCUGCAGCAGGGCAGAGAGGGAUUUCUCAAAGAAUGAUGGGAAAUCAGACACAUGGUUGGUUUAGUUCAUCCUCACGGCAGCUUUCUUUGAAUUUAGAGUGGGUGAAACAGAGAAAAGCAUUCAAACAUUUGUUUCUUUGCCAAACACUUAAGUCUUAAAACCGAUUUUUGCAUUUAAUGUUUGGCUUUGAGUUUCAGAGUUUUAUGCAUUUUUUUUAUCAUCAUUAUUUUGCAUCUUAGACUAACAUUUUGCAAAGCAUGCAUCAGUGUGUGUUGGCCAAUUCCAGGAUGAAACAAGUGCCAGAGGAGGCAGCUGGGGCUCAUACAGAGGAGAUCAAAUGUCUCAAAAAGCAGCAAGGGAAAAAAAAAAUAUCAGAGAAACACCUGCAGCGAGCUGAGAUGAUGAUUGGCUUACAAUCCCGCUGUGCCUUCAAGGUGUUGAGCCAUGUCGCCUUGCCUCACUCUACUUAACUCAAACCCGUCACCAAAACUGGGCGGCUGCUGCGUGAAAUCUCUCCAGGUGUCCUCCGACUCCUGCUCUCAAUGGUGCUGUUCAGUUUCCGAUGAAUCCCCAUAAAACCUUGACUUGGAAUAAAAUAAAUAAAUGACCAGAAACUCCUCCCAUCUGGAGAAGUUAGCAGCUGCCCUGUGAGACACACGUGAAGCACCGUCUCUUGUUCAGUUGCAAGAGCCACAUGCUCAGAAUGAGGUGACGGUGGCUCUGCAGCGGCAAUUUUGAACCAUGUUUUUCACGCGAGUUAUGUUUACCUGUUACCUGUGUCGCAACUGAAAACUGUUAACAAUAACGUUAUUUUCUUUGUGAAUUUGUAUUUUCUUUUUGUACGUCUGCUUGGUCAAACAACUCCAUCUCUGGCGUGGGCGGGUUUGGUGCAUCACCGUGAUCAUCGUCACCUCAGGGUUGAGUGUUAACCAUGGAUCACUAUCGGAGGACAGCUGAUGAGUUCAGCCUGCCUUCUACUGAGGCCUCAAAGAAAGCUUUCUCUGUUCUCGUGUCAUAUUGAGCAACUCUAUUUCCCUUUUCCUUUUUUUUCUUGAUUAAAAUACUCAUUCUCCAUAUAGACAUGCACACACUCGUGAAAUGUGGCAUGAACAUGACGAAUGAAGUGUCGGCACUGACAGACUAAACCAUAACCCAUAUGUUUUGCUUUCAGUGCUACUGAGUUCAAUAAAAAAGUGUUUGAUCAGUAAAUCCGUCUUCUUGAAUGCAUCAGUUUUAUGAAGAGCAUGUUCAAAUGCAGAUACACUUCCACUCGGUGUCACACCACCUUCUAACCUGAAUUAAUGAGCCCUGUUUUAUGAAAUUGAGUUUAAAAAGAUAUAUAAGAAGGGAAGGAAAGAAAAGCAAGAAAGAGAGGGUCUGAAAAGGUGAAGAGAAAAAUCAGCAUUCAAUGUGAAUUCAUCACCAAUACAGAUUUAUCCAGUGGGGUUUGUUACAAUGACUUCAUUUAGCACCAGCCUUAGUUUAAUUUGUUUAACCCUAAAAAAUAAGCAAUACUUGAUUAUCUUUGUGUUUGUUUCUAGUUAUAUUAUAUUUUUUAAGUAAAAAAUGUGGUUUGUCUCGUAUUGAAGGUGGAGAUGCUGCCCUCUUGUGGACAUAAGUUGCAUCUGUAAUCGGACAUUAUAAAGACAAACCAGCGUCAAAAACCAGUUUAAAUGUGAUUUCAACACAAUUAUACGUCCUCCUGAAAAUAUAUUAGGAUGUUUCCACUCAUGGACCACAUUAAGGAAACAUAUGAAGCAUGCAACAGUAAGGGACAAGCAGGAAAAUGACUGGUGAUCGCCUCAAUCAAAACGGUAAAAACGUCUAAAAUUGACUCAAAGCAAAUGAACAAAACUUUUUUUUUUUUUUUAAGUAAUGAUGCACCAAGAA